Cheilinus undulatus (humphead wrasse) is the source of this 6196-nucleotide messenger RNA. RefSeq names its product aspartate beta-hydroxylase domain containing 2 (gene asphd2). The record is from RefSeq and is a predicted model, not a curated record. The coding region runs from base 784 to 1893 and encodes 369 amino acids. The transcript is spliced from 4 exons. NCBI's taxonomy places the organism in Eukaryota, Metazoa, Chordata, Actinopteri, Labriformes, Labridae.
AGUGCUCUCCUUGCUUGGACACUGGACGAAUUAUAGCAGCCCCCGGGGUUUUUGCUGACUGUGCAAGACGUGGCGGACUUUAUUUCGAAAGUCCGACCGGAAGUCUUGCUACCCAUUCUUGCGGGAGCUUGACGCUUGGGGUGGCUUUCCUGGUGGAGCUUUAGUAUUUACUACAAUAUUAUCAGAAGCCUGUCCGUCGCUGCUGUCCAUCACGGACAGACAGGGAGUCAAACCGUCGCGUGGACACUUUUAUUUUGUUUAUGAGUGUUUACGGCGCGUGUCGCUUCCUGUUCGGACUUCUUUGAAGCAUUUGGGGAGAUUUCCUAUAAUGUUGGCGAGUGAUAUCCGUCUACCGUGUGCACUGCAGUGGUGCGCAGCUUCGCCUGGAGAAACACCUGUGCGCCUCUCCUCUCCACUGGCCACAGGCAUGAAUGUUGAGUAGAGAACAGAUCACCCUAAGGCGCGGUGACUGUCUGCAUUCAUCUAAAAGAGCAAGAGAGGGAGCAGCACAAAUACCGCACAGCCAGACAUCAUGCAAGGAGCAACCUUCCCUCGCUGCAGAGUGCUGAAAUGUUAGCACAGAAGAGCAAGAGUGUCAGAUCAAAUCAGCAGACUGUUUACAUUAGGGGCGGCGAUAAGAGCUGCCUGACACCAGACUCCCUAACGCCCUGUGUGUGGUUUAAGGCCCCUUUCAAUCACCAUCAAGGAGAGACGCGUUAACUGAUCUCUCAUCAGCACUUUUCUGUUUUUCCGUCAGAUUCAGCACUCCCGCGGCGAGCAGAGAUGGAGUGGUCACUGGAGAAUGUGAGAGAGAUGGUGGCAGGAGGGAUGCAGUCUAUACGGGAGUGUGAGGUCUGCGCUUUCGCUAUAGGCAUGUGUGUGCUGCUGCUGUUUAUGUGGUACUGUUACAGGGUGGGCCGGGAGCAUGGGUCCAGCCCUCUGCGUGGGAGGUAUCUGACCGGGCCGGGCAGGAUUGGAGGAGUGGUGGGGGGCUUUAUGAGUUCAGACUGCAGAGGAAGGGGCAAAGGGAAGCAUGGAUUGUUGCUGGAAGAGCAGAACGGCUUUGCUUUCUGCCAGUCGCCAGAGUGCUUCCGCUGCACCAGUGCUGGAGAGAGCCUUAACCAGAGGCUCUAUCACAGCCUGCAGGAUUACGCCAAACGCUACACCUGGUCAGGUAUGGGCAGGGUGCAUAAAGGAGUACGAGAUCAAGGCCGAUACCUGAACAGCCGUCCCACCAUCCAGCGGCCAGAGGUCUUCUUCCUCCCAGAUCUGCCAUCAGCCCCGUUCUUCUCCAGAGAGAUCCAGAGGCACGACGUGGAGCUGCUGGAGCAGAGCUUCCCCGCCCUCCUGGCCGAGUUUGAGAGCAUCUAUCACCAGCCUCCAGCCCGCAGCGGCUCCUCCCUCCCCCCUGGGUGGAAAGUCAACAACACUCCUCGUGGGCAGUGGUGGACCUACUACCUGGUCAACCAAGGCACGCCUCUGGUUCUCAAUGUGAGGAGAUGCCCCAGAGCGUGGAGGGUUCUGGGCCAACUGCGCACCUUCAUCGCCAACAACGUGUUCGGAAACGCCUGCUUCUCUGUGCUGACGCCUGGGGCUCUCAUCACCGAGCAUUACGGUCCAACAAACGUCAGGCUGCGCUGCCACCUGGGUCUCAGAGUGCCCCCUUCCUGUGAGCUGGUGGUCGGUGGAGAGCCACAGUGCUGGUCUGAGGGCAGCUGUCUGCUUUUCGAUGACUCCUUCCUCCACAGGGCUUUCCACGAGGGCGGGGCAGAGGAUGGCCCCAGGGUGGUCUUCAUGGUGGACCUCUGGCACCCCAACGUGGCCGCUGCUGAGAGACAAGCCUUGGAUUACAUUUUUACUCCAGGCCGCUUAGAGGACAAAGAGGGGAAAUAGGUGUGAGUGAGAAACCAUGUCGACCAACAGACCCAUGGAAUAGAGAGAGGUGUUUGUAGGAUUGGGGAGCAUCUCUUUUUCUGCCUCCAGACCAGCUCUCAUAUCCACGGUGUACAUAACUCCGUCCCAUACAGUAUCUCUCAUAACUCCUUUAGCUGAUGAACGAACAUUGGGCCUCUUUUAUCUAUAAUUAUUGUCCAUUAACAGUAGAAGAAAGACUCACUUACUGAAACUCAGUAGUAGGGCUGGGCGAUAUGGCCCAAAAUUACAUCUCAGUUUUUUCUUAUUUUUCUUAAUUUGCGGUUUUUUAAAUCGAUUUUCUUUCCUGCUUUGUAUUGCAACAUGUAGGUGAGUUGUUUAGAGAAAAACUGACAUUUUCAACCAGGAAUCUUAUGUGGAUAAAGUUGAUAAAAAUGCUUAGAUGGUUGGCAGAUAUAGUCUGAAACUCUCCCCUCUUCACUGCACUCCUGCUCAAAUGCAUGUGUGUAUUUCUGCAUGUGUUGAGGAGAGGGAGAAAUAUUAAGCCUGUGCACAAAUGUUUCAAAUAUUCCUCAUUCUGAUGAGGCUUUUCCAACCAGUUUGCUUGUACUAAAGUGGGCUGAGAAGGUUCAAGAGAUCAUCUAAAUAUUCACGUUUGAAAUCUACUUUUUUUACAAAUAUGAUUAAUCUUAAAAAAUAAAUUUAUUGCCCAGGCCUACUGGACAUUUCAGCCAAAUCAUCAGUGCUAUUUUAGCUAUGGUCAUUUUUGUUAAACAAUGUGGCAUAAGAUCUGCUAAGAUUUUUCAAUUACUGAUCAAAUCAUCAAAUAUCCAGAUGAUUUAUCAGUAAUUAAAGGAUUUUUUAGAAUACGAAUGUCAAAUAUCUGCUUGUGCAUUUAAAUUUUAUUGAAAAAAGUGACCUUUGAAAAAUGAUUUCAACAAAAGAGGAAAUUUAAAGGCAACAUUUAAAGCUUUUUAAAUUGUGAUUUAAAAACUUUAUAUGAAAAUUUUUGUCUAAACAAGAACGUGAAAGAAACAUGAAAAUCAUAAAUUCUAGGCCUAAUUAGCAUGAAACAUUUCCAUUUGACCCUUUUGUCUGAUUUUUGAACUCAAGCAUACGUGCUUCCUCAUAGUAUGAUGUGUCUCUGUAGGGGGUUGGGGGUCUCAGGACAAGGGAUGGAGCUUGUUCCUUUUUUUGGUAAUGAUUGUUUUUAUUGAAACGCCAUAAGGCCGGCUCAGACUGCACAGAUUUUGGCCAGACUUCAACAUACUGUGAUGUAAUUAACAACCAAGCGUAAACCUUAAGUCCUGAAAAAUAAAGCCAACGUGGAAGUGAAAAAAACUGCAAUAUGGCGAGUGUCCACUUGAGGCUGGCUGCAGGAAUACCAGAAGUCAUGUACACAACACGUGUUAAAAAGCUUUUUUUACACUAGGAAUAAACAACUAAAUGAAAUACUUCUCAUUAGAUUAUGUCUAAAGGUCCUCACACUGAACAGGGAGUGAUUUUUUUUUUUUUUUUGUUCCACAAUCGUUUCAAUUUUAUUGAGUAAAAACCUCCCUGUGCACUGAUUUGCGCAUCUUAUUUGAUUGACAGCUUGACAGGCAGACGUUACCACCAGAAGGCUAGCUUUAGUGAUAGCUUAGCUGACAGGAAGUCCAGCUUGGUGGGUGGGCUCUUGUCUGCCUCUAGGUUGAUCCAAAGUUUGGUCGAGACAGCGAUUUCAAUAUGAAGGCCACUUCAAAAGCUAAAUGCGCUUAUUGUAAUUGAACAGCUGACGUCACACAGGCCUUGUCCAAUUCUUUUAACAGUCUUUGUUAACAACACGUCCAAGACCACGAUUCAACAAGACUAGAAUACCAGAAUUUUUCGUCUUGUGUGACGCCCUGGCCCGACGACAACGAUGUGAAUCCUGACGCCUACCAACAGGAGAGUGUUUGCUGCUUCAUCUUUUUCCAUGUUUUCUUCCUCUGGAGAUUUAUGUAUACAUACAGUGAUUUCUUUUUACAUUCAUACCUCAAGUUCUAUGUGGAGGAGAGCCAGUCCAUAUUGUCCUCCUCUUGAUUUAACUGGAAGAGUCCAUAAUUGUUCUCUUUCUGUUUUUUUUGUCUUCAUUUCAGAGCAAAAGACCGCAUGUGUCACAAAGAGCAUUUCACUCUCUCUGAUCCGCCCCCCCAUGACCUCUGAACCCUUGCACAGUUGCAGAGACAGUGGUGUCAUCAGCAUACAACAACAGUCAGGAUCACUCUUGUAGUUUGGCCAGAGUAUCAUCCAAGACCGGUCAGGAUAUUAGUUGUAUCAUCUGACAUGGUGCCAUUGUGAACAACCAAAGAAUCUCUUUAGUCUGAGCCGGCCUUUAUAGAUACCACUACUGACCAGUUUCCAUUGUUUAAUACACUUUUAACAAAAUAAGAGCUAGAAGCUGAGUAGAUCUUGACUGGAAAACUUGAAAUCUAUUUGAUAUUGCUGAAAAAACAAACACAUUCCUCAAACUGAAUUUUAAUUUUCUUGAUGGGACAUUUGAACACAUCAUUUUAUUUACAUCUUCUUAGUCGUCCUUUUUACAGAGCCGUCGUUGAACACAUCAUAAUGUAACCAUCUGCCUGCUCGUCAAGUCCGCUAAUGAACUUUUAUUCUGCUGAUUUCAACACAGAUUUCUGCACUUGAUUCAUAUUUUAACAGAAGCAGCCUUACACCUACACCUUUUUCAUGUGAUUUCAAAGUCGCAGACAAAAUUCUGAGUAAAGUCAGAGUAAAAUAAUGGGAGUCUUGCUAAAGUUGCAGCUCGCUCCCGUUGUCUCAGUCUUUAAGUGUAAGGUACGGUGGUCAUAAGACUCGAUUUUAGCAGUUUUAAGGCGGUCUUUCUUUAGUCUUGGCGUUAUUAGUAAUUAGUCUGGUCAUAUACAGAUUGUGUUUUUCAGUGGCGUGACCAUCGUCUACGACCAUUGGGAGCCAGUGUUGUGCAUAGACACUGUGAAUCAAUUCAUUCUUCAAAAUAUGAAUGUGAGCGUAGAUAAUUCUAGAGCUGCUGAAUAUCCACUUAGAACUCAAGAGAUUGAAAAACUUUUCUGCUCAGAGCUGCAGUCAGAUCUCUGUUCCUGUGUGUUUGUGUCUCGUCUGUCAAUUCAUCAAGUUUGACAUGAUACGUACGGUAAACCGCCACUGGGAUUUUCAAAGUAAAAGCCAGAUCAGUUUGUUUCUGUGGUGAGACAACUCGCAUUUUCAUAUGGUCCUUUUAUUCUGAAGCAUUUCCGGGAUAGUUUCUCGGUUGUUGCAGUAACAGGCAAAGUUGCUUCGGUGUUUAACUUUCCCAUCUCCUUCUACAUCUUAUUCUCUGCUUAAAAAUUGUUGAUAUGAAUUUCCACCAGAUGCAUGAUGGGAAAAAAAUCUCAAAGAAAUCUUCAUCUGAGACAAAAAAAACUCCAGACUUGCUGACAUAUUGUCUUUAGAUGUGAGAUGUCAGUCUUUUUAGAGUCUUUGAAAAGUCCUCUGUUGUAAGGCCGGCCUAAAGGGACUUUGUAAAAAGUUUGAGACACUUUUCAGUGCUGAUCUGAGCAGAGGAGGAAGAAAACUGCAGCUGAGGCCAGUGUUAUGGUUGCAUGCUACUCCCACCAGCUUCAAUUUGAUGUACAGUGUUUGAGCUUAUGUUCUCCCCAGCAAGUACUGAUAUUUGUUGUAGCACCAGUGAUAUGAGAAAAAAAAACUCUGUGAGACCCAAUGGCAGUGUCCAUAAGCUUAAAGGUUAUUGAUUUCUAGGUUUUGAAAAAAGAAAAAAAAAAAAAACAGGUUCCAAUCUCCAUCACAUCACUCCACCACUACUCCUAGCGACAGAGUAUGAAAAUAUGAUUAAGUAUAUGAUAAGAUGAUAAGUAUAUUAGAACUGAAUGAUUCACGGUAGCAAUGAAACAUUUGAAAAGAACAUAGAGGCAGCUUCAGCAUCACGAUGUUCAUGAUGAUCACACCGGUCACACAAUGACCGUUAAUAAACAUUGGGACUGCAUUUUAGAUAAGUCUUUUUGAAAACUAUGUUAGCAGGCUUUGAAAUAUGAAAGAGCUUUAACAGGCCAUGGACUAACACACAGAAAAACAUGCAUACUCUUUACUACAGGAUAUUUUGCCUUACCUCAUUCCUCGCUCACAUAUACAUUUAAAGAUUACACUGAUGACAAUACUAACAUUUUUGAAUGAAGGGCCUUUCCUUAUAGUGAGAUGCACAAUGUGGACAAAAGUAUGUAGGCACCUGACCAUUACACCAAAAGGGAUUGUAAUGACAUUGGCACAGUCAUGUUGGAAUAGAAAAGGGCCUUUCCCAAAAUGUUGCCACAAA